Messenger RNA from Anopheles stephensi (Asian malaria mosquito), 3319 nucleotides. Its product is annotated as serine protease 7-like. Gene Ontology annotation, molecular function: serine-type endopeptidase activity. Bases 1081 to 3060 code for a protein of 659 amino acids. The transcript has 5 exons. Gene Ontology annotation, biological process: proteolysis. The record is from RefSeq and is a predicted model, not a curated record. NCBI's taxonomy places the organism in Eukaryota, Metazoa, Arthropoda, Insecta, Diptera, Culicidae.
GACAGCGCAAUGCGUUUGCUUCAUCUUGAGUACGGAAGAACAAAAGCCUCUGGUGCAGCGUUUUUAUAAUGGAAAUUGUGUAAACAAAUCACCACAGCAAGUAAUUAAUCGUUUUGAUCCUAGGUAUUCUCAUCGUUUCCUGCCACGGGGAAAGGGUUAUUAAAUAUUAAAGAUUCGGACGGGGUGCGAUUAAUCAUUUCAAAAUCCAGAACGUAGCUGGUAUUUAGUGUAAUUGAUUAAUGCGCUAGUAAGAGAUAAGAGAUAUUUAUCUGUAGAAAAAUCAGUUAAAGUUAAGGAGUAAAUAUUCCGAUUGGCAGUGUUCUCGACCAUCGAGCGUGUGUGCCGUUCUAUUUAACACGACGCCAACGCGAAGAAAUGUUCCUUUUGUUCUUUAAAAGCAAUCGUUCGACCUGUUGUUUUCGAUCGGAAAGAAGCUUUUCUGUCCGCGACACAGGUUGCUCACCGUUAAGACCAAUGUUCGGCGAAGGGUUCCGGUUUGGUAGAGUCGUGAAACUCGUUCCUGAGAUAGCACGAGCCAAGAAUCGUACACCACCCAUACGACCGUGCGAACGUCGCAAAGUGCCGUCAGAAUGGGCUUAUGGGCUCUUAACACGAUGCCGGGGGUGUAUGGAAAAUCCAAAACCCUCGUUCAACUCGUUCGGAACAGAGUGACGUGACGCAGACAUAAAAAGUCGAAUAUCAGAGAGGAAGCCGAUCCGGUUGAGCACCUCAGUUGCUGGGGAUGUUGCUUUUGUUGACCAGACCGGACUAUUGGAGGAUGCAGCACGGGACGGUCGGAAGGGUGAAGCAAUGUUGUUCAUCUUGAAAUUCGAUCUUCUUCCUUCCACACGGGCGUGUGUCAACCCGCGGAAGUCGAAGCGAGAGAGAGAUUGUAUGCUGGACGUGUGCGCAAUCGUUUGCCGAUGCCUGCCGAGCGAUAAUCCGCUGCGUUCUUGAAGGUUAUGGGUUGUGAGCGUUGUUGUCCUCGGGUUUCGCUCUUCGGCCGGCAUUAGUCGUAGCCGCGUUGUCGAACUGCGUACAACCAAGAACUGAUUCUUCGUACAUUUCGGCACGGGAAGGAUGUUGACGCCUCUUGGGAAGGUGCUACUAGUGGUUGUUGCGUUCUGUGGUGUGGAUGUCUCUGCCGGCGAUCGACCAUGCCAGACACGUUCCGCCAAACCGCUGCAAGGACGGUGCGUUCCGGUGGCCAAAUGUCCGGCCAUCAAACAACACCUGCUACGGUUGCAAUUCCGGUCUGCUGAUACGUUCGAAGCGUUUCUGAGCGAACGGGCAUGCAGCUACGGAAAGGACGGUACCUUGCACGUAUGCUGUACAGGGAAGACGGCCUCCGAGCAACGGACGGAGCUAGUCACAAACGAGGCACUCGAAUGUCCCGUAGAAUGUGCACCCAUCGAGGACUGUCCAGCGGUGUAUGGUCGCAGCAUGGUACUACAGAAGCGGUACGAUCGUCGUCUGCAUAAACUGUUGCGCGACAACUUCUGCUACGAACAGUCGGGCCAGCUAUUCGUGUGCUGUGAUCCGGAUCGGUAUCCGAACUCGAUUACCGCAGGCACCCGACAACUGGCCAAACGCGUCAGCUGGCAAUCCUGCGUGACGCCGUUCGGAGACGAUGGGAAGUGUGUACCGCCGGCCCGCUGCGCCAUGGUCGACAACCCGGAAACGAUCGCGUCCGAACUGGAAGCGUUCACGAUCGGAUGCGAUCCAGUGGGCAACCAGUCGCAGCUGUGCUGCACCGAGUCACUGCUCAUCUUCGACCAGGAAGCUGGCAAAGAAUGUGAAACAAAGGACGGGCGCGAGGGUCUGUGUACGGAGUCGGAACGCUGCUUGGAUUUCAUUGAGUCCGAGGAACAGGAUGUGUACGUUCGGCAGAACUGGUGCUACACGAACCUACAGCAGGUGGAUUAUUUGUGCUGUGCUCGGACACGGAUCAAGCAGCCACCGCAGAUUGAGUUUGGAAUUAGGGCCGGAGAGGAUCUUCCCGCGUGUUCCACGGUCAUCAAUCGGCCUGGAUAUUGUGUACCGCUGGCGCAGUGUGGGCCGGUGGCAAGGUUACUGCGUCAAAUAUCUGCCCGCGGUACGACAGCCACGCCGGAUGAGGCACGCUUUCUCCGGGCAUCGAUUUGUACUACUCCAGAAGGCGCCACCGGGUAUCAUGUUUGCUGUGAUGUUACAGCCGUACAAACUACUACUACAGCUGCUCCUCCGUCAACGGCACCUACUACUGCUGCCCCCGCCGCCCCGAGCAUGGUUAAUCAUCCCAACAUUCGAUUCUUCGACCGAUCGAACUGUGGUCUUGCGGGCACCAUUAACAAGAUCGCGUUUGGCCAACAGGCGCGCCUUUUCCAGUAUCCUUGGAUGGCAAUGAUCGUGUAUGUGUCCAACACGUCCGGUACGGAGAGUGCCGAAUGUGCUGGUACAAUCAUCAACGUUCGCUAUGUUCUAACGGCGGCUCACUGUAUCGAUGGUCAGAUGGAGCGAAUGCGAUAUGUACGAAUAGGUGAGUUUGACACGCGCACAGACCCCGAUUGCGAAGAGGACACUUGUGCUGCACCGAUUCAACGGUACGGUGUGGAGGAUGCUAUACAUCAUCCAAACUUCACGCGCAUCGUACGCUCCGGCCAUGACGUUGGUCUGCUGCGAUUAAAUCAAACGAUCGACUUCAGUUCCGGUGACGUCUCACCAGUAUGCCUUCCGUUCACCAGCAGUCUGAUGGGGUUCGAUCCUACGUUGUACUGGAUUACUGGCUGGGGUCUGACCGAACGGCUGGAGGUUAGCCCGAUUCUUUUGCAGGCACGCAUCCCGCCCGUGUCCUGUAGUUUAAGCAGCUAUGCAAUUUGCGCCGGCUUUGGCAAUGCCACACUGCACUGUGAGGGUGAUUCUGGUGGUCCGAUGAAGGCGCAGGUACCGGAGUAUAAUUUCCGAUUUGUGCAGUACGGUGUGAUUUCGGCCGGGCCACGCUGUGGUACGCAGGGUGUUCCUGGCAUUAGCUCGAGAGUUUCAUAUUUCAUGCAAUGGAUUCUGGAUAAUAUUAAAGCUUAAAUUUAGUAUAAAUUGUGUAGAGAUUUUGUGUGUGAGUGUUCCCGUCUCAUCACAAAUCAUGUGAUUCAGUAAAAAUGAAUGAAUGAUGCAAAUGAAUGAAUUACAUCAACUGGUCUUUGCGAUUUCAACCGCAAAAGAGAUGUUAAACUGUCUAUGAUGAGUUUUAUUAUAACUACCCUCAAAAGAGUUGUUAAAAGAGUCGAUUCUUGAUGGUGAAUGAGGAAGAAUAAAUGAAUUCUCUGAAAAAACUCCAUCACCU